GAAAACUGUUUAUGAACUGGCACCUCUCCUUGGAAAUGUAAAGCGAGAACUCUUUUUAAGUGCCGAUUUUUUUUUUUAGGGGGGGCUGAAGAAGAAGGAGGGGGGAAAGAAGAAAAAGGAGAAGAGCGAGAGAGAAAGACAGAGCGAGAGAGAGAAAGAGAGAAAGGAAUAAUAAUAAUAAUAAUAAUAACAAUCACAACAACAGCAACAGCAACAACAACAACAGCAACAACAACAAUAAAAAAGGGGAAUCCGAUACCAUGUACUGUGGCAAAGAGUUUUGAUUCAAUCCUCGGGAUUUUUCCCCCCCUUCCUUCUUUCUUUUAAUCUAUGUAUAUCUGUAUGUAUCCCUGGAAACCACAAAGACUCGUGGGUUAGCAUCUCAUCGCUUCCAUCUGAUUCCGUGGCUAAAUAUCCUGUGGCUUUUUGAUAGACCCUCACCUUGUUACCUGCCUCUUUACCUAUUUAAAACAAGCUAUUUAUAUGACAAUGAGCUCCUAUUUCGUCAACUCCCUCUUCUCCAAGUACAAAACCGGGGACUCCUUGCGCCCCAACUUCUACGACUGUGGCUUCGCCCAGGAGCUCGGAGGGAGACCGACGGUAGUGUACGGGCCGAGCACCGGGGGCACCUUCCAGCACCCCACCCAGAUCCAGGAGUUCUACCACGGAGCAUCGUCUCUCUCCAGCUCCCCUUACCAACAGAAUCCCUGCGCCGUAGCGUGCCACGGGGACCCCAGCAACUUCUACGGCUAUGACCCGUUGCAGAGACAAAGCAUCUUCAGCGCCCAGGAGUCCGACCUGGUGCAGUAUCCCGACUGCAAGCUCGCCUCCGCCGGCCUGGGAGAAGAGGCGGACAACUCGGAGCAGAGCCCGUCUCCCACGCAGCUCUUCCCGUGGAUGAGACCGCAAGGUGAGGAGGCAUCCUAGAAAGGGCCCGCCGCCGCCCAGCCACGGCCGAGGCAUUUUCUGAACCCAUAAAACUAGUUAGCCCUCCUUUUUUGCCCACCUCUUCCACGAUCUUCCUCCCUCUCCAACUCCCCUCCCCUCGCCCCCAACCCUCGGUUACUUUUUACUGUUUUAUGAGCGUAAACUUUUGCACCUCUCAAUUGCUUUAUCGCUUAAUUACCCUGAAAGGGGAGCCUUUUUCUCCUGAAUGGGGAGAACUGGACUUCUCUCCCCCCCUCCCCUCUUUAUUUCAGUGUGUGAGAAGGCUUCCCUAAAGUUUAUGGUACUUUUACAACCUCCGAGACCCCCUUUUUGUGUCUCUCCUUCACCUCCUCCCUCCUUCCUUUCCUCCCUCCCUCCCGGGCCCUUAGUUGUUAUCUUUUAACCCUCUGGAGAGCUGGUGGGGUGUAGGAGACGGUGGUGGCAUUUCCACACACACACACACACACACACACACCUCACCCUCUGUAUAAAGGAACUGGCAAAAGAGGGUUCUUGCAAGUAAACUAAGAUGCUGCUCAGGGGCGCGCGGGUGGGGGGGCUGUUCGCCAGAAAAUGACCCGGUUAGGGGGAGAGAGGAGGGAGUGUUGGGAGCAAUAUUUCCUUUCAAGAAAGUAGGCUGGUAUUGCAGGGGGGGCGGCUAGAGCGCAUUUGUGGUCCUCGAUGUCUCCCUCCACCCUUCCCCGGAUAAUCACCCUCCCCCUUGCAACGUUAGAGAAGGGCAGUUCCUCCCUGCCUUUGUGUGUGUGUGUGUGUGUGUGUGUGUGUGUGUGUGUGUGUGUGUGUGUGUAUGCAUCCCUCCUCUCUCCUGCUCUCUCUGCCCCCAAAGCAGUUUUAUGUGUCUUCUCUCAACCUCCCUUUUUCCCCUCUCUCUCUCCUUCUCUCUCUGUGUCUCUCUCCCCCUCCCACCUCCCUCUCGCAACACCCCAGCAGCCGCCGGACGGAGGAGAGGCAGGCAGACGUACAGCCGCUACCAGACCCUGGAGCUGGAGAAGGAAUUCCUUUUUAAUCCUUACCUGACCCGCAAGCGGAGGAUCGAGGUGUCGCACGCUCUGGGACUAACCGAGAGGCAGGUGAAGAUCUGGUUUCAGAACAGGAGGAUGAAGUGGAAAAAGGAGAACAACAAGGAUAAGUUCCCCAGCAGCAAAUGCGAACAGGAGGAGCUGGAGAAACAGAAAAUGGAACGGGCGCAGGACGCGGAGGAGGCCGGAGAAGCACAGACGGGGGACAAGAAGUAGGAGCUGGAAGAGUGGACAGGCAAGCCCCAGGAAAAAAGGAGAAAGAAAUAAAGAAAAAGCCCCAACCUUUCGUCCUUCCAUUAAUGCCAGUUAAUGUGAGAGGUGGUUGGGGUGGGCUGGGGUGGGCUAGGGUGGGGGGAAUCUCAACACUGCUUAGGGGAGGAGGGGGGAAAACUCCCCUUUUAUUGCUGUAAAACAAUAUAGCUGUGAGCGUCCUCUUCUCCUGGUUGUCCUUUGAUACCCACAAUGAACUAUAUCUAUAUUUAAAAAAAGAAAAAAGAAAAAGAAGACAGAUUCUUGGAGUCUUUUUAGCCUUGUUGCUCUUUUUUGCGUUUUCUUGCCAGUUAAGAAUUAGUAAUAGUGUAAUGCAAUAGCUUCUGUUAACCAUGACUGUGAAAAGGAUUUCCUUCCCUUCACCCCCGUCUCUCUCUCUCCCUCUCUCUCUCUGCCCGCCUCCCCAUCCUUCCUUCGCUCCCUCAUUAGGAGACACACACUUCUCAGUGCUGUGGAAACGAUGUACAAAUGAUAUACUGCACUUUGGGAAGACUUACUUUCUUCUCUGCCUUUCUUUUUUUUUUUAACUUUCCCCUCUCUUUCGCUCCGUCCUGCCCACUCAUAUUAUAUAUAUAUAAAUAUAAAUAUAUAUAGAAAUUAUGUGAAAAUGAUACAUAGUGCACUUUUAAAUCAACAUCUCUCAUCUCUUCUCCCCCCUCCUCCCUCCUCCCUCCCUCUCUCUCUCCUCUCUUGUUGUGGUUAAACUCUUCAGGAGGUAGCUCUGAAAACACACACCCGACAACAUGAAACUGCCUAUUUAUGCUGUAGUCGUCUCUUUUUUUCCUGUGGUUCAUUUCCCCCCUUCCUAUUUUUGGGUCCCGUUUUUGGCUUUGUUUCUGCGUUUGUCUUUUUAAGUGUAUCUUUUAAAAAAAAGGAGGAAAAAUUAAAUAAAAAUUAAAUAGAGAGGUCCCCCGUCCCCUUUUCCUUUUAGUUAGCAUGCACACAGUGGAAGAAGUUGUAAAAAAAAAAAAAGUAUUUCCCCUCUCCCUGGGUUUUUUUUGGGUUUCUUUCUUCCCCCUUAGGUUUACUGUGGAAAAACAAAAAGAGAAUGUAUACUGUAUCCGUGAAUUACUUUAUGGGGAGGGCGGGGAUACUAAUGCUAUAUUUUGUUGUUCUCUCUUCACUUUGUUCUAUUGUCGAAGCUGGAAGCGGCGGAAGAAAGGAGUUACAAUAAAGUUUACAAG
Messenger RNA from Podarcis lilfordi (Lilford's wall lizard), 3421 nucleotides. Lineage: Eukaryota; Metazoa; Chordata; Lepidosauria; Squamata; Lacertidae. The record is from the annotation of a GenBank genome assembly.